This is a messenger RNA of Alnus glutinosa, 1391 nucleotides long. RefSeq names its product calcineurin B-like protein 10. Lineage: Eukaryota; Viridiplantae; Streptophyta; Magnoliopsida; Fagales; Betulaceae. The record is from RefSeq and is a predicted model, not a curated record. Bases 209 to 1003 code for a protein of 264 amino acids. Gene Ontology annotation, molecular function: kinase binding; calcium ion binding. Gene Ontology annotation, biological process: calcium-mediated signaling. The transcript is spliced from 9 exons.
UUGGUUUCUCUGCCCGGUCAGAUGUGGAAGCCAUGGCCAACUAGACACUCAUUGCGUGCUGAUAACUUCUUUCUAGUUAAGCCGUUGCUGCAAAACUCUCUCUCUCUCUCUCUCUCUCUCUCUGUUGGGCGCUUGCACUGAAUCAAUGGUUUUUUAGUUGAAAGCUCGAGAGACAUAAACAAAGAGAACAGAGGACUUCUUGUCUCCUAUGGGAAUGGAUUCCUCCCGCAGUCAUUUGGAACUCUCUCUCAUUGAAACGGAUUCCUCUCGCAGUUCUCUGAAAUUAUGGUCACAGAUGAUAUGCCGCCCGAUAUGUGCCGUGGUAGGACCAUUCAUGGGCUUGAUUGAAGCCCUAUUCUUAAGCAUAGCUCGCUGCUUUGGUCAGCGACGUCCACGCAAAUUCUUUUAUUACUCCUUUGAUGACGUCGUCCGUCUCUCUAGUACAACUCCAUUUACUGUCAAUGAAAUCGAGGCACUGCGCGAGUUGUAUAAAAAGUUGAGUAGUCUUGAGGAUGGUCUCAUACACAAGGAAGAACUCCAAUUGGCAAUAUUCACAACUCCAGUGGGCAAGAAUCUUUUUCUGGACAGAGUAUUUGAUCUUUUCGAUGAAAAGAAAGAUGGGGUCAUUGAAUUUGAGGAGUUUGUUCGUGCACUUAGUGUUUUCCAUCCCCGUGCUCCUGUGGAGGACAAAACUGAUUUUGCAUUUAGGUUGUAUGAUUUGAAAGAGACUGGAUAUAUCGAAAAGGAAGAAGUAAGACAAAUGGUAGUUGCCAUUCUUUCUGAAUCUGGUAUACAGCUGUCAGAUGAAAAUCUUGAAGCUAUCAUUGAAAAGACAUUCGCUGAUGCUGAUACCGAUAAGGAUGGCAAGAUUAACAAAGAAGACUGGAAGUCUUUUGUUGUUCGGCACCCGACACUUCUGAAGAACAUGACACUUAAUUAUUUAAAGGACAUCACGGCAAUGUUUCCAAGCUUUAUUUACAACACUGAAGUUGUCGAUGACUGAACAUUUUAGCAACACUAAAGUGAGGCUAAAUGUUGAAAAUGAAGAGAAAAGCUCUGCUGCAUCAGGGUCCAGAAGAGUUGGACUGUCUUGGCCUAUAUCGUCCCAAGGGUUUGUUCACUACGUAUUGACACAUACAUGAGGCUGGCCAAACCCACUACAUCUUAUCUAUGAUUUAUCCAUUCUACUGGAAACCUCAUUGCAAGAAACAUCCCUAGUCUUUCAUGUACAUAGAUGAAAAUACUCCUAUUGUUUAGCAAGUGACCUGUAAGCAUGGUUUUGGUUUUUUGCUUUUCUGGGUUACAUCUUUCUGUGUCAAAAGAAUGUUUCCUUCGCCUCUUCCUCUAUCCUUCCCCCUCCCUUGUUUGUAUCAUAGCCUCAAUUGACUCUC